GCCAAUUGUAUUUAAUAUAAGGAACCAAUCUAAGUCACUUACAACACAGUUAAUCUGUGUGAUAAUUUUGAUUGUUUAAGAAAUAUUUGGUGUGUUUUCAUCCCUUGUCCACUGUAUGUAAAAGACAUUCACUUUAGAAGAGACUGAAUAGCAAAUUAUGUUAUAAACAUUUAUUAUAUGUUCUCAUAAAGAUUCACUUUCUUUUAAAUGGCUUCUCAACAUUGUUCAAUUCGUUUAAUUCGUCAAGAUACAUCUAUUCCAUGGGGUUUUCGAUUAGAAGGUGGUACUGACUUUGGUCAUUCUAUAACUAUACAACAUGUGAAUCCUGGAAGUAUAGCUGAUUACAGUGGACUUCGGGCUGGUGAUCAUGUGAUACGAAUUAAUCAAUCUGAAACUAAAUGGAUGAGACAUGAUGAUGCAAAAAUGGAGAUCAUACGAUCAAGUAAUGAUUUAGAAUUGUUUGUUCAACGUAAUGAAAUUGUAAAUCAAUAUACACAUCAAAAUAAUUUUUCUCCAUCACCAAAACAUUCGUUAAGUAGAUCACCGAAACCAGUUUCUCCACAACCAGUUAGUCGACAAACUAUUUGGCAACCUAAAAUUGUUUCAUCUGUUCAAAUGUCACCAAAUAGUAAUCAUAACAAUCACCAAGCAUAUGGAACUCAUGUUAAUUUAGAGGCUACAUCGAAAAAUGAAGAGUCAUCAUCUAUCGGAGUUAAGCACAAUAUCUCACCACUUCCAUUUGGUCAAUCACCACCGGCACCUGGAGAAAACGUACUAACAAAAGUCGGUGAGGGACGUUAUAGAAAAAUCAGUCACUCAUCAUAUAAUUCACCUAUGGGUUUAUAUAAUCAAAAGAAUAGAAAUCAAACAUUUGAAAGAACAUUGUCUAAUGCUACAGGCAAUCAGCAUGAUGGUACAGCACCUCAAGUAUCACCAACAACACCACCAUCAAUGUAUUGUGGAUCAUGUGGAGGUUUUAUACGCGGUGUUUUUGUUAAAGUACAAGGUCGUAUCCCAAUGCAUCCUGAAUGCCUUAAAUGUUGUAAAUGUGGAAUAGGUUUACGUAAUAUUGGUUAUUUCUACAUUAAAGAACAAUUGUAUUGUGAAACUCAUGCUAAACAAGCUGCACCACCUCCUGAACCUGGCAUGAAAGCUGUUGUAGUUUAUAAAUAACAGGUGAACUUUGAAAAAAAGAAAUAAUAAUUUAAGUUCUAUGAAAGAUAUUUAAUAUCCCAUUACACAUGAAGCUAUCAAAAUGAUUUAGUGAGUUUUACCAUUUUGUUGUUGUUGUUGUUGUUGAAACAAAACAAACUAUUAUUAUUUCCCAUCAACAAAAAAUGUUUAGUUUACAAAAUCUAUUGUCAAAAUCAUUAGGAUUAGUCCAAAAUUGGAUAUUUUAUCAACAAAAAAAAACCCAUCUUAACUUUCAUUACCAGUUGGGCAUGUAUAUUGAUUUAUAACAUAUAUAUUACAUUAAAUGAUUUGAAUAUAGACAAACUUUUUAACAAACCGUCUACUCAAUAUAUCCAACUCAUUUUUCAAUUGAUAAGAUUGAAUGAUAAAGAAACUGUUUAACUGAAUGAUAAUUAUAAUUGUGAAUGUAUGAUCAUUAUUAUUAUUAUUAUUAUUAUU
This is a messenger RNA of Schistosoma intercalatum, 1632 nucleotides long. The record is from the annotation of a GenBank genome assembly. NCBI's taxonomy places the organism in Eukaryota, Metazoa, Platyhelminthes, Trematoda, Strigeidida, Schistosomatidae.